ACGACAUACCUCAGUCCACAAGUGUGAAGUUGUUUUUAUUGUACACAUGGUCGUGUCAAACAGAGUGGGGGUGGGGAACCGAUAAUCGUCGAGGGUUGAUCGUCGCGCCAGCCUACGUCCACGUCGCCGCACGCUGCUCCGCGAUCGCUCGCGGGUAUAAAAGAGCGGAUUGAGAGAUUUACGGGGCUGGCUGCUUUGCCGUGAAAUAGCCUUAUAGUUGCUGACAGGGCGUAAAACGCCAAAUCAACCCCUCCCCAUCUUCAUUGCCGGUGAGACUCGAUCGUGGGGAGAGAUCUUUCACGAACCGUGCGAUAGGAAAACAGUGAACUAGUAAACAUCGAGAAACUAGUAAUACAGUUUAACACAGUGUACGUGCCUCUGCUCGAAGGGAUUUUGAAGGGCAAGCUGCUUCCAAAACACCAGUAGCUGUAAUGUGUUCUUGAUGUGGGUCUCCUGCAGAGUUAUAAGGCUGAUAGUUCGGAGUGACUCACAAAACAUCUUUCUCACUAUCUGGCUGUGUAUUUUUAUGACAGAACAGCGCGAGAUGUUUCGAGGACGUCGACUUGUGUACCCAUUUCGAUAUCCAGUGUUCGGUGGGUAACCACCUCCACCACUGGGACUAUUGCAAUAUUAUAUGAGCUGAGCAGAGACUAAGGUUGUCACCUUUCUGUGCAGAUAACCGUUGGAACAUGUGGUUCUGUGUUGUGAUGUACGACUGUGAGGGAUUAUAACCUUGUUGUCAACAUCCUACGUCUUUAACCAAUGUCGGAGUUACUCGACUUGACUGCCUUCACUCUGACAAGCAGGGUUUGCUGUGCGUUUUGCUGGAAAUCUCACGCAGAAGAAAGUCAACUUACGUACAGACACUUCUUCGUCAUUCAUCUGUUUCGUGACAUACAUACAUCCUAACGUUCUGACGCUUCUCCAACUCUUAACGCAUAAACCACAGGGUUAGCCACAACAGUGGCAGUGAACUACAUGCCAAAAAUGUCUGUCAGAGUGACUCCUGACACGAUGUUAGAGAAAGAGCGCAAAACAAGGAGUCAUAGUUUUUCUUUAAGUUAACUGAAGUUGAUCAAAGGUUUAGGACAAGUCAGAACAAAGGGUUUAAAUUUAAUCAAGGAUCUUAUGGCGUGUGUCCGUCUGUGGCGGUUCCAACCGAACGAAGACAAUAGUUGCGAUCUGUUCGCAGCAAACUGUCGUCUUCCUAAAAAGAUUACAGCUUUAGAGAACAGUUUAACGACCCCAGUUAUGACAUCUGCUGUGGUGCAGUCGUCAGGCCCUUCUCCGUGUGCCUCUAGGAAGACCGUCAACUUAUUUGCUCUUCCUAGAAGCGAUCCUUUCGGUGAACCAUGCUCAUCACCGCCCGUUUCAUCAAGAACAACGGCCCAGUGGACUACAUGUCGGGAACUAGAGUAUACCGUAGAUGGGCACAGUGACGAAGGGAAAGCAGGGGACACCAAAAAUGACACGUCAGGUUGGGAACGCACUUCCUCCCGCAAGGGCAUCGAAAAGGAAACCCAGAAAACGGGCACGAAGAAACGGCCAUUACUUCUCCCGCCGAUCAUGCUGCCUCCUAUCUACACUGUUAAGCCAAAGCCGAUGCGCCUUCGUGAACAGAUGUUCUCUCUGACUCCGACCUCGCGUAACCUGCAGACCAUUUCGGACGACGAGUGGGCAAAGCUUACAGACUGUCGCUAUCUCCGGCUCAGAUUCAAUAAGGAGGCGGCUGUGAAGGUUGGUUCAUCAGCCGGGAGAUAAUUCUGCGAGAAUAAACGACAAAGGAAGGAGAGAAAAAAAAGUACCAGUAGAAACCACCCAACAGACCACGGCCAUUGGGUCACGGCCACACGCCAGCCAACCUUCUCGCGUCG
Pomacea canaliculata is the source of this 1874-nucleotide messenger RNA. RefSeq lists its product as uncharacterized. The transcript has 2 exons. Lineage: Eukaryota; Metazoa; Mollusca; Gastropoda; Architaenioglossa; Ampullariidae. The record is from RefSeq and is a predicted model, not a curated record. The coding region runs from base 1129 to 1761 and encodes 210 amino acids.